CUCUUACAAUUCUUCUUGGCUCCCUUCUUCCAACCAGGCAACCACACACUUCUCAGAGGUACGUUGCAUUCCUUUCUCUGCUCUUUCAUCUUUCCCCCAAAAUCAUGGCCGAAUCCCUUCUCUUCAGCGUCGCAGACUCACUCAUUGGGAAGAUUACUUCUUUGACUGUUAAAGAAGCUUCUUCGGUGUUGAGUGUGAAGGCCGAUCUGAAUAGACUCAAAGAAACUUUGUCGUUCAUCAAAGCUGUGCUGUUGGAUGCAGAGCAAAAGCAGCAACAGAACAAUGAGUUGCGUGUGUGGCUUAGACAGAUUAAGCGUGUUUUCUCUGAUGCCGAAGACAUAAUCGAUGAUGUUGAGUGCGAAGCGUUACGAAAGCAUGUUGUCAACACUUACGUUAGCAACACAAGGAAGGUACGCCGUUUCUUUUCAACUUCAAAUCCUCUUGUUUAUCGUCUUCGAAUGGCGCAUCAGAUCAAAGAUAUAAAACAGAGAUUAGACAAGGUUGCCGCUGAUAGGCAUAAGUUUGGCCUUCAAACCAUUGAGAAUGAUACACGUGUUGUGCAUAGGAGGGAAAUGACUCACUCCCAUGUUGAUGCUUCGGAUGUGAUAGGAAGGGAAAAUGAUAAAGAUAAAAUUUUAGAGCUUUUGUUACAGCAUGAUGGUGAUGAUAAAAGUCUAUCUGUUAUCCCCAUCGUGGGAAUGGGAGGCUUGGGGAAGACUACACUUGCAAAGUUGGUGUUUAACGAUGAGAGGAUAGACGAUAAGUCUUUCCCAUUGAAGAUGUGGGUGUGUGUCUCUGACAAUUUUGAGCUUGAGGAUUUGCUUCGUAAAAUUCUCAAGUCUGAUACGGUUAGUAGUGCAUCUGCUCCUACCCUAACUCACCAGGAAAGCUUUAAAAGUUGUGAUAUGGAGCAACUACAACAUCUUGUAAGGAGUAAACUUGAUGGUAAAAAGUUCUUGCUUGUCUUGGAUGACGUAUGGAAUAGGGAUCGUGUUAAAUGGGUUGAGUUGAAGAAUUUACUGCAAGGAGGUGCUGCAGAAAGUAAAAUCUUGGUGACUACACGUAGCCACUCAGUUGCUACCAUGGUGGCCACUGGUUCAUCUUACGAAUUACAAGGUCUUUCUGAAGAUGAUUCCUUGUCCCUAUUUGUCAAAUGGGCUUUUAAAGAAGGAGAAGAGAGGAGAUAUCCAGAAUUGUCGAAGAUUGGGAAAGAAAUUAUGAAAAAAUGCGGUGGGCUUCCAUUGGCAGUGAGAACAUUAGGUAGUUCAUUAUUCUUGAAAGUUGAUAUGAAAGACUGGGAGUCUGUUAGAGACAAUGAGAUUUGGAAAUUACCACAAAAAGAAGGUGACAUUCUUCCUGCUUUACAAUUAAGUUAUGAUCAACUGCCUUCAUAUUUAAAACCAUGUUUUGCUUGCUUCUCCCUUUUCCCAAAAGACUUUGGUUUCCGUGCUUUUCAUGUUAUUAGGCUUUGGGAGGCACAUGGUUUUCUUCCAUCACCAAACAAAAACAAAACACCGCUUGAUUUUGGCAUCGAAUUAUUGCGUGAGCUACAAUCAAGAUCUUUCCUUCAAGAUUUUAUUGACUUUGGUACUGCUUGCAUGUUUAAAUUACACGAUUUGGUGCUUGAUCUUGCAAUGUAUGUUGCAAACAAUGAGUUUCAGCUCAUAAAUUCCUGCGGUCAGAAUAUAUUUGAGACUGCCCAGCAUUUGUCAUUCGUCAAAAAUGAUUUGCAUGGUCAAACUUCCAUUCCGAGAGGUUUGAGAACCGUAAUUUUUCCUGAGGGUGCCAACGAUGAAGCUUUCUUGAAAACAUUGGUGUCGAGGUGCAAAUACUUGCGGUUUUUGAAAUUAAUUAAUUCUGAGUAUGAGAGUUUGCCGCGCUCCAUUGGUAAGUUGAAACAUUUAAGAUAUCUCUGUCUCACUAAUAAUCAAAUGUUGAAGAGUCUCCCUAAAUCAUUGAGCAAGCUCCAAAAUCUGCAAGCUUUGCACCUCUCUAAAUGCCCAAAGCUACAAACAUUGCCCAAAGGAAUAGGAAACUUGAUCAGCCUUCGAAUUUUGAGUAUAAGCACAAAGCAAUCUGAUUUUCCGGACAAUGAUAUUGCAAAAUUGACUUCUCUAGAAAUAUUAUGUGUGAAGUAUUGUGACAAUUUGGAGUCAUUUAUAGAAGGGAUACGACUUCCUAAUCUUAAACGGCUGGAAAUUGUUUCUUGUGGGAGUCUAAAGUCUUUGCCAGUUCAUGCAUCUCCAAACCUAGAGACUUUGUUUAUUAUAGAGUGCGAUAAGUUGGAACUGUCAAAGGGCGUUGACAACCAAAUACCUCAAUUAGAGUUAAAGUUUCUACAACUUCAUUGUUUGCCACAGCUGGUGACUUGGCCUCAAUGGCUGCAAAGAUCUGUGAGCACAUUACAUUCUUUGAUUAUUAAAGAUUGUGGUAAUCUUGAGGAGCUUCCCGAGCAGCUGUCAGCUUCAAUUUGUCUCAAAACACUUGCAAUUGUGAAUUGUCCAAAGUUGCAUUCACUCCCAGAUGAUAUGAAUCUCUUCACCAACCUUGAAUAUUUACAAAUUGGAAAUUGCCUUGAACUAUGCAGAAGAUACCAGCCAGAAGUCGGACUAGAUUGGCCCAAAAUAUCGCACAUCAAACAAGUCUACAUUUAUCAACCGGUGAAGUAGAAUAGGAAGAGGAAUUCUCGGACAAUGCAGUCGUUGAAGUGAAUUAUUUUCAAUGAUGCAUCAAAUUUGCCUCCGGCGAUUGUAUACAUAUGCAUAAAAAAUAGAGAUUUGCCUAAAUGGACUACUUUUCUACGACAGGUCACAAGAAAGUGAAGAAUGCAUUUUAAGAUCAGCAUCUGCAAUUACAAUGGCUAGCUGGUUCAUAUUGUGGAGUAUUAAGCUUAUUUUCACCAUCAUCUCCAAAGUUUCUUGCUUACUGUGGGGUGAACUAUAGACUGCUGUUAUUUCUUGCUUGCAAUGCAGAGGACUACUCAGAUUUAAGUUUUUGUAUUAUGACAUAUUAAGUUUGAUGUUAAUUC
Messenger RNA from Gastrolobium bilobum, 3028 nucleotides. RefSeq names its product putative disease resistance protein RGA3. Gene Ontology annotation, molecular function: ADP binding. The record is from RefSeq and is a predicted model, not a curated record. Lineage: Eukaryota; Viridiplantae; Streptophyta; Magnoliopsida; Fabales; Fabaceae. The transcript has 3 exons. Bases 105 to 2669 code for a protein of 854 amino acids. Gene Ontology annotation, biological process: defense response to other organism.